AUCAAGAUGAAAUAUGGGCACUGGUUCCUAAAGUCCAAAAACCAUGAUCAUGGCAUAUGGCACAACAUUACAAUGAUGCUUCUUUUUAAUAGGAUAGAUCAGGCAAAUUUCAUUAGAAAAUCUUUUAAAAGCUGCUCAUUCUGACACAUCCAGCUGGGGUACGUCUCUUCCAGGUAGAGGUGUACAGGAAGGUCCACUCACUCCUCAAACUCAAGGACAGAGUUUGGUGCUUUUAUGUCAGGUGUCCUUUCUUUAACCACUAAUAGAAAGUCUUUCUGCUGUUUGUCUUCCCAGACCGCCGGCAGGAUUAUGUUGGAAAAGAGGAGGAUUUCUCUGACCAGCAGCUCUAUGAACAGGGGAUGAAUUCCAGUUUGGACCAAGAGGAACCAGAACCUCUGCAGAUAAAAGAAGAGCAGAAAAAACGAGAACAUCCCUGGACAAAAGAGGAAACCAUGGAGCUCCCCAUAAGUGAGCAUGAAGAGCAGCUUUUUCUUAAGCAGGAGACUGACAAGAAAUCUUUCCCAUGUUUGACAUGUGGAGAAAACUUUCCAAACAAAGAAGAUUUAUUGGAUCACAUGAGAACUCACACAGACCACCUGCAGGAUUAUGUUGGGAAAGAGGAGGAUUUCUCUGACCAGCAGCUCUAUGAACAGGAGAGGAAUUCCAGUUUAGACCAAGAGGAAUCAGAACCUCUGCAGAUAAAAGAAGAGCAGAAAGAACUAGAACAACCCUGGAUAAAAGAGGAAACCAUGGAGCUCAUCAUAGGUGAGCAUGAAGAGCAGCUUUUUCUGAAGCAGCAGAUUGAAGAGAAACCGUUCUCAUGUUUGACAUGUGGAGAAAACUUUACAAAAAAAGAACAUUUAUUGGAUCACAUGAGAAAAGAGGAGACAGAAAUUACAGGAGACAAACCUUUCCCAUGUUUGACAUCUGAAGAACAUUUCAAGGUUCACAUGAGAACUCACACAGUUCAGGAGAUAUAUGAAUGUCUCUCCUGUGGAAAAAAAUUCCCAAAGAAAUCUAGAAGUGAUGGGCACAUUAGAAUUCAUACAGGUGAGAAACCUUCUUCCUGUGCGAUUUGUGACAAGAAUUUCACGGAAAAAAGUAGUGUGACUACGCAAAUCAGAAGUCCCGUUGGUGAGAAGCGUUUUGAAUGUCUAUGCUGUGGAAAAAGCUUCACCUCUAAAUAUGAUCUUAAUAAUCACAUCAGAAUUCACACAGAUGAGAAGCCUUUUUCCUGUACAAUUUGUAACAAGAACUUUACUCAAAAGAGUAAUCUGACUUCUCACAUGAGAAUUCAUGCAGGUGAGAAGGCCUUUUCCUGUACCAUUUGUAACAAAAAUUUUACUAAAAAGAGUAAUUUGACUUCUCACAUAAGAAUUCACGCAGGCGAGAAGCCUUUUCCCUGUACAAUUUGUAACAAAAGUUUUACCACAAAAAGUAGUUUGACUACUCACAUGAGAAUUCACACUGGUGAGAAGCCUUUUUCCUGCACCAUUUGUCACAAGAAUUUUACUCAAAAGAGUAGUUUAAUUUCUCACAUGAGAAUGCACGCAGGUGAGAAGCCUUUUGAAUGUGUAUCCUGUGGAAAAAGCUUCACCUAUAAGUCUGAUCUGGAUACACAUGUCAGAAUUCACACAGGUGAGAAGCCUUUUUCCUGUUCAGUUUGUAACAUGAAUUUUACUCAAAGGAGUAACUUGACUUCUCACAUGAGAAUUCACACAGGUGAGACGCCUUUUUCCUGCACCAUUUGUAACAAGAAUUUUACUCAAAAGAUUAAUUUGACAACGCACAUGAGAAUUCACACUGGUGAGAAACCUUUUUCCUGCAUGGUUUGUGGCAAAAAUUUUACUCUUAAAAAGUCUUUUGACAAGACACAUGACAAUUCACACAUGUGAGAAGCUGUUCUCCUGAAUGAUUUUUGACAAAGAAAUGGUAAUUUGAGUAUUCAGAUGACCUCUAAUCAUGCAUGAUGUGGAAUGAUUUAUAUAUUUUUUAAAGCUAUUUGUAUCACAUAGGUCACAUCAAUUAAAAGCCACAGGAAUGAACAGUAGAGGCGUUUUCCGUGUUUGACCGGUGAUAAAAUCUAGAAACUCCAUCACCUCAUUACAUGACACCCUCACAGGUUAAUGGUCUUUUUUGAGCAAAUUUUGAUAAAGCCAAUAAUUAACAGCUCUGUUUACAUAGAAACUAGAACAGAUGAGGUGUUAUAUUGUAAACCUGGUUAAUAUUCAGGUCCUGGGUGAAUGUGUGGAUG
Molecule: messenger RNA, 2254 nt
Organism: Cyprinodon variegatus (sheepshead minnow)
Lineage: Eukaryota; Metazoa; Chordata; Actinopteri; Cyprinodontiformes; Cyprinodontidae
Product: gastrula zinc finger protein XlCGF57.1-like
Exons: 2
Coding region: 360-1895 (511 amino acids)
Biological process (GO): regulation of transcription by RNA polymerase II
Molecular function (GO): DNA-binding transcription factor activity; RNA polymerase II cis-regulatory region sequence-specific DNA binding
Source: RefSeq, a predicted model, not a curated record